UGUACGUGUGCAGUCUGGAAGUGCGGCCGGUCGGUCAAUUCUUGGAUUUAUUUAUUUAUUAAAAAAUAUUACCUUAGCCACUCAGUCGAAUUGUGUGUGUUUGUGAAAUUGAAAAGAGUUAAAAAGUUUAUGAAAACAAGUUGUGUGAGUAAAUGCUAAGCAAUAAAUAAAUGAAAAUACUAAUUGGAAAAAAAUUAAUAAAAAUAUCAAUUUACAAAGAAAUCGCGAAAAUUCAAGUGCAAAGAAAUUGGCCGGGAAAAGAGUGAAGCCAAAACGUCAAGUUUAUUGAAGUGUAAAACAAAUUGAAAGUUGAUAAAUUGAAGUGCUAUGCAAAGAAAUCAUUAUUUCUACACUUACCUAUGAAUACCUGUAAAUUCGUGUGAAAUCUUAAACGAAAAACCAUGUGAAAAGUAAAUUCUAAAAUACUUGAAAUAAAUGUGUUUUUAUAAAAGUAAAAAAAUAUAUACAUAUAAAACCGGUGCCUAAUCUAACCACAAAAUAUCAACCGCAAUACAAGACCACAAAACAUAAAAAAAUAAGUAAUUUUUUUAUUAUUUCAAAAUCAGUGAAAAAGUAAUAAAAACAAAUACAAAACAGUAAUCAAUUGAGCCAUAUUAUUAUGGGUUUCUCGUCGGCCCUGCAGGGCCGUGCCGCGCACGAGGCAUUAAUCGUGCGCCAAGAUGCCGAACUACGUUUAAUGGAGACCAUGAAACGUUCCAUACAAUUGAAAGCCAAAUGCGAUCGGGAAUAUGCGAUCGGUUUGGCUGCGGUUGCACAACAGGGUAUGAAAACCGAUCGCGCCGAUGAAAUGCAAGGCAGCCUCAUAACGAAAGCCUGGCGCUCCUAUAUGGAUGAAUUGGAUCAUCAAGCUAAACAAUUCAAAAGCAAUGCAGAACUACUUGAAGUUGUCUGCGAUAAGCUGACACAUUUAUCACAAGAUAAACGUAAAGCACGCAAAGCUUAUCAAGAGGAGCAUGCCAAGAUUGCAGCGCGCCUUAAUCAUCUCACAGACGAAGUCGUACGUAAGAAAGCCGAAUAUCAGAAACAUCUCGAGGGUUAUAAGGCACUGCGGACACGCUUUGAGGAACACUACAUAAAAUCCGGUCGUGGUGGUCGUAAAUUGGAUGAUGUACGCGAUAAAUACCAGAAAGCCUGCCGCAAACUGCAUCUCACCCACAACGAAUAUGUACUCUCCAUUACCGAAGCCGUCGAGGUGGAGAAAGAUUUCCGUACAGUAUUGCUACCCGGUCUGUUGGAGCAUCAACAAUCCGUGCAAGAGAGUUUCAUACUGCUGUGGAAGAAUAUACUGCAAGAGACAAGCCAGCAUGGCGAUCUCACAUCCGACAAAUUCAAGGAAAUACAAAAACGCAUCGACAAUGUGAUAAACAGCAUAAAUCCCAGUGAGGAAUAUCGGGAAUUCACCGAGAAACACAAAACCUCCCCCACCACACCUUUAGUAUUCCAGUUCGACGACGCACUCAUCGAGGAUAUACCCGGCAAAUUGCAAUCGAAUACGCUCACCGUUGAUAAUCUCACAGUCGAUUGGCUGCGCUCGCGUCUCAUAGACUUGGAGUUGUCCGUGAAGGAUUGCCAAGAGAAGCAGCUCAAGAUGAUCGAGCAUGCGAAUGGCGGUUCGCCGAUAGCGAAUGGCAGCAUAACACGCAAUGGCAGCACCGCCAGCAAUGGCAUACAGUCGCCCAAAGAUAGUCAGAACAGGCAAUCGAAGGACCUCAAUGCGUUGCGUUGUCAGGAGAAGCAAAAACAAAAGUUGGUGGACAUGAUAAAGUGCGCUUUGAAUGAGAUUGGCUGCGAAGAGUUGCCAUCUGGCUGUGAUGAUCAUUUGGAACAGAAUUUCAUAGAGAACAGUUUUAACAACGAUCAACAGAACUCAGCAACCUCGACCAAUUCCACAGGCGUAAGUAUUAUCAACGAGUUGCGGCGACGCGGUGGCGUACUCACACUGCUGCGCGGUAGACCGUUCAAGCGCAAGUCGACACCGCAACCGACCACGCCCACCGCGAAUCGUAUACGCACGCAACGCUUCAACAAGCUACAGCCGCGCUCCCAAAGUCUCGGAUCGCUGUCGGUAAAUACCAGUCCUGCGAAAUAUGAGCCCAUUACUAACCCCUUGCGCAUGGCUACCAGCCUCGAAGCUAACACUAGCUACGGUCUGCAUGACAUCGAUCCCGAUUCGGUGAUCAUGUUCGAUCGUGGCGCCGCUAAUGCCAAAAUGUUUCCCAAGUUACGACGCACGCAACUGUCCAUGUUGUGUCUGAAUGAGGAGGAGACGCCAACCGCUUUUGUUAUAUCCAUUGAUACUAACCCGAAUGAGCCAAUGUCAGAGUUACACGAUCACACGAACUACAACAAUAAUAAUAAUAUUAAUAUAUAUGCCGAUUUGUUAGGGGGUUGUGAAUCAUUGGGGGGUGACUGUGACAGUGUUCGAAGUGGUGAGUUAGCUUUGCGACGACAAGAGAAUGUGAAAAUCGAAAUAAAUCGCGAAGACACAGCCGUAAAGAAUUCAAUUGACGCGCAUUUGGAUAAAAUCGAUGAACUGAAUCGUACACUAGAUGAUCGCUUGAAACGUCAGUUGCCACAAACUACUACAACACGGCCACAAUUGAACUUAGACGCAAUCGAGUCGGCUGAUACCGCUGGCGUCACAACACGCACGAAAACCGCCGAAGAACAGGAGGCGCACUGCUCUUCGAAACGUUCGUCAAGCUCGAGUUCCGACUGUCGCACUUGUGCAACGCGCAAGGAGAAAGAUAGUGAUGCUGGUGUUGGUGGCAACUCAAAGAAACGCUCCGUCUCAUUCUCACAAAAGUCCAUUAAUGCCAUUAUGACCAAUCUCAAGGAGUUCACGAAGAAGAACGCAACGCCGAAAGUGCCGAAGACAACCAUUACAUUAGUGGAAUACAAAGAGACGAGCGAUCAGUUCGAGUUGAUCGAUCCGGAGCUCGGUAAGUCAACGCAGAGCAAUGGGCGCGCCAUUGACGGCGCUGAAAAAACUAACAGCGCUGCGGUGGAUAGCGGUGCUACACAAAUUACAAGCGAUACGGACACCAAACCAAAAAGUAACGGCAGCGUGACUAAGGAGAAAACGCCAUCUAACAAUAACAACAACCACAAUGAUAACAUCACAGACAAUACAACGAGUACCGCAACGCAAACGCCGGCGUCAAAUGCGCCAGUUGCUGAUGGCACAACGAAUCCGUCCAAAACCGAGCCAUUAGCCAUGACCGCAAAGCUACGCCUAAAAGUGCCAAAGAUACAGACGAAGUCCAAAGCGCUGCGUCAAACAUUCCGCGCCAAACUGCUAAAUUUCCAAAUUAAACGCGAUAAAAUAUGCAAACAAUGCACGAAGCGCCGACGCGUACAUCCGUCCAAGAAUAUGUUCGACUUCAGCAAAGACUUCGGUUUCAAGCGUGACGAAGUCAAUGCGGAGCACUGCGAUGCAGGUGGCGUUGAGGAGUUCUGCACAUGUCCGCCCGAGAAGUGUACGAACAAAAUCGCCUUCAUCGAGCCCGCAACACAUUUUGAUUCGACGAGCUCUGCCGAGGCCGAAGAUGAAGGCAGCGGUGGUGAGGAUCACCUCAGCUUGAAGGAGCACUGCUACAGCGUACCCAGCUUGGCGAUGAGUAUGUCACUGUCGACCAAUCGACCACUGUACGAAGAAGAAUGGUUCCAUGGCGUGCUGCCACGUGAAGAAGUCGUACGUUUGCUCAACAACGACGGUGAUUUCCUCGUGCGUGAGACCAUACGCAACGAAGAGAGUCAAAUUGUGUUGAGCGUUUGUUGGAAUGGUCACAAGCAUUUCAUUGUGCAAACCACUGUCGAUGGACAUUUCCGUUUCGAAGGUCCGCCAUUCCCCAGCAUUCAGGAACUCAUCAUGCAUCAGUAUCAAUCGGAGUUGCCGGUCACCGUGAAAUCGGGUGCCAUCUUGCGACGUGCCAUUUGCCGCGAACGCUGGGAGCUGAGUAAUGAUGAUGUCGUAUUGCUGGAGAAGAUCGGACGGGGUAACUUCGGUGAUGUCUAUAAAGCCAAGUUGAAGUCUACGAAACAGGAUGUCGCUGUGAAAACUUGCCGCAUGACGCUGCCCGAUGAACAAAAACGCAAGUUCCUGCAAGAGGGACGCAUACUCAAGCAGUACGAUCAUCCAAAUAUUGUCAAAUUAAUUGGUAUUUGUGUGCAGAAACAGCCGAUUAUGAUUGUCAUGGAACUCGUGCCAGGCGGCUCUUUACUAAAUUAUUUGCGCAAGAACUCAAAUUCAUUGACGACACGUCAGCAGAUGGGCAUGUGUCGCGACGCAGCGGCUGGUAUGCGCUAUUUGGAAUCUAAAAACUGUAUACAUCGUGAUCUCGCCGCUCGUAAUUGCUUGGUUGAUUUUGAAAACUCGGUGAAAAUCUCAGAUUUCGGAAUGUCACGUGAAGAAGAAGAGUAUAUUGUUUCCGAUGGCAUGAAGCAAAUCCCUGUCAAAUGGACAGCGCCGGAGGCAUUAAAUUUUGGCAAAUAUACCUCAUUGUGUGAUGUUUGGUCCUACGGUAUUUUAAUGUGGGAAAUUUUCUCUAAAGGUGAUACACCCUACUCGGGUAUGAGUAAUUCACGGGCACGAGAGAGAAUCGAUGCAGGCUAUCGCAUGCCGACACCUGAAAACACAGCGCCCGAAAUGUAUCGGCUCAUGUUGAAGUGCUGGUGCGCCGAAGCUGAAGCACGACCGCAUUUCGAUGAGAUCUACAACGUUGUCGAUGCACUGAUAAUACGAUUAGAUAAUAGUCAUUAGAAAGCAAAAAUUUAAAAUUAAUGCAAUAAAAGAAAAAACAAAAACAUAAAUCAUAUUUUCAUACUGCAUAUAUACAUAAACAUACAUAUAUAUUUAAAUAAAUUAAGGAAAAUAAGCAUACAGUUAAGGUGAUAUACAUACAUACAUUUAAUUAUAUAAAAAACUGCAUAAUACAAAAACAAAAAAAGGACGAAAUUAAGUAUAUGAAGCAGAGGAAUCAAAUUAUAUAUUUUCUAAGCAUGUAUUUUAAGAUUGUCUCCUACUCAUAUUUUGCAUACAGACAUAUACACACUGAUACUCGAUAUAAAAUGCACGUCAUUAACGGCAUAAUUGUAUGUAUGUAAUAUGGCGUAGCCGCUUUAGAAUACUCGAGCACUUAAUAAUUGCAAUGAUUAAGUGCAGUUGUGUAAAUAUUUUACUUGAAUUGCAUACAUAUUUACGCUUUUAUGUAUGUAGAUAAGUGUAUGCAAUUAAAUGUUCGCGCUUACAAUUCGCCGGCAAUUUUGUAAAUUUUAUUUUUUUAUUAUUCGAAAAUUUAUAGCGUUUUGUUAAAUUUUCGUUGCUGUAUUGUACCCUCGAUGUGCCAAAAACAAAAAAAAAAACGAGAAAUUUAAUUAAUGUAAACAAUACAUAAGCAUCGAUUUGCGAAGUGUUUUUAAUAUUAUUAUUAGUCUAGUACCUUAAGUUUAUUACACACAUAUAUAUAUACACACAGGUGUACUGAGCGGG
This is a messenger RNA of Zeugodacus cucurbitae (melon fly), 5512 nucleotides long. RefSeq names its product tyrosine-protein kinase Fer (gene FER). NCBI's taxonomy places the organism in Eukaryota, Metazoa, Arthropoda, Insecta, Diptera, Tephritidae. The transcript has 15 exons. The coding region runs from base 620 to 4783 and encodes 1387 amino acids. Gene Ontology annotation, molecular function: ATP binding; non-membrane spanning protein tyrosine kinase activity. Gene Ontology annotation, biological process: peptidyl-tyrosine phosphorylation. The record is from RefSeq and is a predicted model, not a curated record.